AUGUCGGGCUCUGUUGAAUCUUCAAACCCAAAUUCAUCUCUUUUUCCACCAUCUGAUAUCAAUCCCUCUCUUCAAAUUACCCAACAUAAACUUAAUGGAUUGAAUUUCCGUGAAUGGUUUCAAUCGGUUCUUCUUGUCAUCAGAGGGAAAGGGAAGACCGGGUACCUUACCGGUGAAACUGAAGCCCCGAACAAAAAGGAUGCUCACUACAAAAUAUGGGAGGCAGAAAACUCCAUUGUUAUGGCGUGGUUGGUUAAUUCUAUGAACCCGAAUAUCGGAAGAACCUAUCUCUAUUAUAACACAGCUCAUGAAAUCUGGAAAGCUGUCCAAGAGAUGUAUUCCGAUCUUGAAAACACCUCACAAUGUUUUGAGAUUCGUUCAGCUCUUCGAAGUACCAACCAAGGAGGACGAUCGGUUACUGAAUACUACAACGUUCUAACAGAACUGUGGCAGGAGAUGGAUGUGUUUUACCACAUAAACUGGUCAUGUCCUCAAGACGGUACUCUUCAUGCAAAAAUGCUUGAAAAAGAUAGAAUUUUUGAUUUCCUUCAAGGUCUCAACAAAGAACUAGACGAGGUUAGGGGCAGAAUCCUUGGCACCAAACCACUUCCCUCUCUUCGAGAAGUAUUUGCAGAAGUUCGACGAGAAGAAAGUCUUGUGAAGGUGAUGCUACAUACCCUAAUAAGUAUCGAUGUUGAAGGUUCUGCCCUUGCUGCCUACAGAUCAGAAGGACAAAAGAAUUCUAAGUCUUCAAACGCCAAAGUCUGGUGUGAACACUGA
This is a messenger RNA of Lactuca sativa (garden lettuce), 780 nucleotides long. RefSeq lists its product as uncharacterized. The record is from RefSeq and is a predicted model, not a curated record. Lineage: Eukaryota; Viridiplantae; Streptophyta; Magnoliopsida; Asterales; Asteraceae.